AUGGCGAGUGUACAACAAUUGAGGACUUCACAGGAAGUUCAGCUGACUCCGGACCAGGUGGUCACAGAGCAGCAGUCCCUGAUCGUCAUGAAAAAGCUGCUGGCCAUCGCCGUGUCUGGCAUCACAUACCUGCGAGGUAUUUUCCCAGGAAAGGCCUACGGGAAGAAAUAUGUUGACGGUCAGGAAGUGGUGAUCCUUCGUGAGGAACACAGCUGCCCUGGCGUCAUUCAUAUUCUUCACUGGAUGCAGGGCUGCUUCGAGGCCAUCCAGAAGAAAUAUCUGCGAUAUGUCGUCAUAUCUAUUUCAGCCGACCCUGAGAAUCCCCAGAAAGUGCUGGAGGUUUACCAAUUCAAGAUCCAAUAUAACACUGGAGGGGCGCUCAUGGACUUUGAAAGCAAUAACAACAGCAAACUGUCCAUGUCCUGUGGAAACACGAAGGCCGCCAGCAUUCUGCUGGUGAGAAAACUCUACACUCUGAUGCAGAAUCUGGGUCCGCUGCCCGACACCGUCUGUCUCAGCAUGAAGCUGGCUUACUACGAUGACAUCACUCCUCUGGACUACCAGCCGCCGGGCUUUAAGGAGGCAGAAAGCGGGACGAUGGAGUUUGAGUCUGAGCCGCUCAGGCUGACCAUGGGUGAGGUGGUCACUCCUUUCCACUCCCUGAAGCUGGACAUGACCACAGAGAGACGCAGAAUUGACCAGGUGAACAGCAGCGACGCUGUGACGGACAAGUGGACGCUGGAGGUGACCGAGAACGAUGAGGAGGAAGAGCUCACGCAGAGUCAUGCGCCCGAAGCUGUGGAGGAGCCUGAUAAUACCAACGCUGACCUCGAUAACACCAAAAUUCCCGAAAACGCAAAGACGAAGCAGCAUGAGGACGUGACAGAGGUGAACAGUGCUGGGAAGAAGACCCCCAUCAUGGAGCCGUGGGUGAUGAGGACCAGGAGCGGACGGAUCAUCAAGCCCCCCAAGGUCUCUGGAUUUCACAUCCCCAACAGCCAGGAGGCGAAGAGCCCAAAGAAACGCAAGCUGAGCGAGCCCAAAAAGAAUGAUGUGUAACACAGUCUCACACACACACACACACUCGGCGUCACUUCAGGUUCCUCUUUCAUGAGUUACAUUCCUCGUUCAGUUUUAAGAGGAGGCUGCAGUUUGGAACGGACUUACUGUUGUAUAACAGCGUUAUUAUAGUUCAGCGCUUUUUAAUGUGGGAUUUGAAGAAAAUGUUUUGCUGUUCAGUGUGAGUUCAUUUUAAGAUUAACUGUUCGUUGUAUAUAAAGCUAGAUUUCAAACUUGAAUAAAAUUUGAACGUGCAUCCAGUGUCAUAUUAUAGCAUUGAAGUUGCACAUUGUGUGUUACAAUUAGAUUUUGAAUAUUUUUGCCACAGUUUGACUUGUACAUUUGUUUAUUAUUCUAAAUAUUUAUCCCACUCGACUGGACAGGCCAGUAAAUAAUUCUAGAAUUAAAAAAAGCACAACUCCUAAUAUCUUUCUUUGUUCAGGUGUAACGGAACAGAAAUCCUGAUGAGCUGAACUUAUUCACCUCAUGAUAAAUAAAAUGUGUCCACAGUGGUUUGAAAUACUGUCUUAAUUUCUCACGAAUUCCACCUGGUGGUCCGGAUGGCACUCUGGCGGUCCAGAAGCGGCCCACGGGCCUCAUGUUUGAC
This is a messenger RNA of Salarias fasciatus (jewelled blenny), 1666 nucleotides long. RefSeq names its product HORMA domain containing 1 (gene hormad1). The record is from RefSeq and is a predicted model, not a curated record. The transcript is spliced from 14 exons. Bases 1 to 1059 code for a protein of 352 amino acids. NCBI's taxonomy places the organism in Eukaryota, Metazoa, Chordata, Actinopteri, Blenniiformes, Blenniidae.